Molecule: messenger RNA, 997 nt
Organism: Hemibagrus wyckioides
Lineage: Eukaryota; Metazoa; Chordata; Actinopteri; Siluriformes; Bagridae
Product: complement factor H-like
Exons: 7
Coding region: 66-788 (240 amino acids)
Source: RefSeq, a predicted model, not a curated record
UAUAUCCGUUAAUCUGAAGAUUUUCUGCUGCAUUCUGUGGAAGAAGAAGAGCAACAGAGAAGAAGAUGAAGAUCAUCCUCCUUGUAUUUUUAAUCUGCUCAUGUCUGGCUGUGAGGGGAAUAAAUCCAUGUGUUUCUCCAAGUGUGCCUAACGCCCAGCCGACGAGUGAUUUAAAGAACUUCUAUAGUUCUGGAGAAGCUGUUACAUUUGUAUGUGACCGCGGCUAUGGGUUUGAAGGAACACAUUAUGCAGUUUGUGAUGAUGGAACUUGGUGGCUGCCGGUGUGCAAAAAUGCAACAUGUGCUGCUCCACAUGUGGAAAACGGCAAACCUGAAAAAGAUUUAGAAUCAUCCUAUGCAGGUGGAGACACUGUUAAAUUUGUAUGUGACCGCGGCCAUGGGUUUGAAGGAACAUCUUACGCCCUCUGUGACGAUGGAAUCUGGAGGCUGCCGGUGUGUGAAGUCCGUGAUUGUGGCGCUCAACCCCACAUUGAAAAUGGAGAUUUCACCGAGUUACCAACUGGAACAGAAUUACGAGUUAAUUGUAAAGAAUUAUAUAAACGAGUGGGACCUGAAACAGUGAAAUGUGCUUCCGGAGGGUGGACGGAGCUCCCAGUGUGUAAACCACCGUGUAAAGUGGACAAGAGCCGCAUUAGUUCUAGUGAUCCUGAUGAAUAUGUGCUGGAGGGUCAAAGAAAGAUUUUGAACUGUCCUUCAGGACAUUCUAAGAUAAAUGUCCAGUGCACUAAUGGUCAAGUAAUCUAUAGUCAUUGUCUCGACGGCCAGUGAUCUGUAUCGACGGCUCGAUCGGACAAACCGACACCUGCAGAGCUGAAAAGAAGAAAACGUCUUUCAGCUUGACUCUGUUGGAGGAUUAACUCGUUUUACUCCUGACUUAUUAAUCAGCUGUUAAUGUCUGGUAACUAGAGUGGAAUGUAAAGGAGGAAUGUAAAUCUGGAGCACUAAUAAUCGAAUAAAAACAAACAUAAAAUAUAAAA